Messenger RNA from Pieris macdunnoughi, 222 nucleotides. Lineage: Eukaryota; Metazoa; Arthropoda; Insecta; Lepidoptera; Pieridae. The record is from the annotation of a GenBank genome assembly.
AUGAAUAGCCGAGUGGAGGGCCCUAGACCUGAUUCCCUGCUCGCUGUCAAUGAAGUGGCCGGCGGGAGACUGAAAUUAAAAGAAGUGAUGUUGACGGCCACGGGUCGUGGUCGCGGGAAGGACGCCGCGGCCAACGGGGCGGGCGGCCGAGUGGUAGGGGUAAGGAUGCAAAAAGCAGAAUUACUGGCCGCCGCGGUUAGGUCGCGGCGACCUGGGUGCUAG